Messenger RNA from Didymodactylos carnosus, 336 nucleotides. NCBI's taxonomy places the organism in Eukaryota, Metazoa, Rotifera, Eurotatoria, Philodinida, Philodinidae. The record is from the annotation of a GenBank genome assembly.
AUGUCAACAAUGAAUAAUAACAAUAAUAAUCAAAUGCCACUACAACAACAACAACAACAACAACCAACACCAUCACAAUUACAAUUAAACGAUUUCAUACCUCCACAAUUACGUGAUCCUUCACCGAAUGUACCUAAUGUUCCAUUAGACUUCAAUUUAGCUGCAACUACAACUGCAAAUAAUAUACCGCGAAAUGCAUUGCCACAACGGCAAAAUUUUGCAACAACAAAUACUACUCAACCAUUUACUAUGAAAAUUAAAUCAGUAGAAUUAGUAUGCUGGCGCGUAAAAUUGCAUUUUCUCCGUCAAAUUAUAAGUUUUUUUCAAAAACAAUGA